Molecule: messenger RNA, 3411 nt
Organism: Mercurialis annua (annual mercury)
Lineage: Eukaryota; Viridiplantae; Streptophyta; Magnoliopsida; Malpighiales; Euphorbiaceae
Product: putative disease resistance protein RGA4
Exons: 1
Coding region: 56-3406 (1116 amino acids)
Biological process (GO): defense response to other organism
Molecular function (GO): ADP binding
Source: RefSeq, a predicted model, not a curated record
UGUUUUUUUUUUCUUGUUGCAUACCAGUCGAUCAUCAUUACUAGUUUUUGGUAAAAUGGCAGAAGCAGUACCAUUUGGUGUAGCUACAGAGAUACUCUACAAACUGGGUUCCUCUCUUUUCCAAGAAAUCGGCUCCUUUUAUGGCGUAAAACAAGAUUUACAUAAGCUUGAAAACACACUCUCCACCAUUAAAGCUGCUCUUCUUGAUGCUGAGGAGAGACAAGAGCGUAGCCACCUGGUUCAAGACUGGAUCCGUAAGCUUAAAGAUGCUGUCUUUGAUGCUGAUGACCUACUGGAUUCUGCAGCCACCAGAGUUUCACAGUCUCCGGUUAGUGACCUUCUCUUAUCCCCAAAUUUAGUUGCUUUUCGAUUCAAAAUGGGCCGAAAAAUUAAGGAGAUUAGGAGAAGAUUAGAUGGAAUUGCAGAUGAUAUGGCAAAGUUCAAUUUUAGGGAUAGGGAUUUGCAGUUUGGGAAUAGGGAAAGAGAGCAAACUCAAACUCAGACUCACUCUUUUGUGUUGAAUUCAGAAGUUAUUGGUAGAAAUGAGAGUAAAGAGGAGAUUGUAGGAUUGUUAGUGCAAGAAAAUUGUUCUAAUUCUAUAAUUUCUGUUGUUGGUAUUGGUGGUUUAGGUAAAACCACUCUUGCUCAGUUUGUUUAUAAUGAUGAAACAGUGGUUAGUUUUUUUGAAAAGAGGAUUUGGGUGUGUGUUACUCAAGAUUUUGAUGUGGAGAUGGUUGUUCGGAAGAUUUUAGCUUCGAUAACAAUGUCGGAAUUGGGUAGUUGGGAUAUGGAUCAGCUGCAACUCCGUCUUCGAGAAAAUUUGAACGAUAAGCUUUACCUUAUUGUUCUUGAUGAUAUGUGGAAUGAGAAUCUUGAGAAGUGGAUGCGUUUGAAGAAUUUAUUAGUUGGUGGUGCUAAUGGAAGUAAGAUUCUUGUGACUACUCGCAGUAGGAAAGUUGCAUCUGUUAUGGGUGCGGAGUUCACCUUUUUGUUGAAAGGUCUCACGGAGGAAGAAUCUUGGAUAUUGUUCAAGAAAAUUGCUUUUCGAGGAAGAGAGGGGAAUGUUGAUGAAAACCUCGAAGGAAUUGGCAAAAGAUUGCUUGAUAGAUGCAAAGGUGUUCCUCUAGCUAUAAGAACUUUGGGGAGUGUAAUGCAGUUCAAAAGAGAGGAAAGUGAUUGGUUGGCUAUAGAAAAUAGUGAAAUUUGGAAGCUAUCUCAAGAGUCCAGUGAUAUUUUACCAGCAUUGAAGAUGAGCUAUGAUCAAUUACCAAUUAAUUUGCGUCAAUGUUUCGCGUAUUGUUCGAUAUUCCCCAAAGGCUGCAUAAUAUGUAAAGAUCAAUUGAUCCAGUUGUGGAUGGCGCAAGGUUACAUUACAUCUUCAAGUGGAAAUCAUAAUUUAGAGGAAAUAGGUGAUCAGUAUUUCAAUGAUUUUCUGUUGAGGUCAUUUUUUCAAGAGGCUGAAAAGGAUGUUUUUGAUAACAUUAUUAGUUGCAAAAUGCAUGAUCUGAUUCAUGAUCUCGCGCAAACAGUUGCUGGUACUGAUUGCUCACUCUUAGGAAUUGAUGCUGAAACUUUUUCUAAAAGAUUGCGGCAUUUGUCAUUUGGACGGUCUCUCUAUUAUACAUGGGAAGUUCCAAGGCACUUACAGCAGGUAAAGGGUUUACGGACCUUUCUCCUGCCCGUUAACGAUCGCUGCAUAAAUGAAUCGAAUCAAGCUGCCAUCAUUUCAAAUUUCAGAAGACUGCGCGUUUUAGACAUGCACUGUUUAGGUAUCGAAAAUUUGCCAUGCUCGAUUGGUAAGUUGCAGCACUUGAGGUAUCUCGACAUAUCCGUUAAUAAUCUUAUAGAAACUCUUCCGGAUUCUGUUUGCAAUUUGCAUUACUUGCAAACUCUACUGCUCUCUCGUUGCGAAAGACUUGUGGAGCUUCCUCGAGCCAUUCGAAAAUUGAUCAAUCUCAGACACCUUGUGAUCAUCAAAUGCCCUAGAUUGCAUCAUAUGCCACCUGGACUGGGAGAGUUGACAUUUCUUCGGACAUUAUCGAGGUUCAUAGUGCCGCGUGAUGAAAUAGCAGGGCCAAGCAGAGCUCAGAUUAAUGAACUUAAUGGGUUGAAUCUUCUCAGGAAUGGAAUAUGGCUUAAGAACCUCGAAUGCGCUGUUGUAUCAGAAUCAAAGGAAGCCAACUUGAAGGGAAAAAUAUACCUUCAGUUCCUGGGACUCCAUUGGAACCCAUCAAAGACUGAUAAUAGUACUGAUGAAUCAGUGCUGGAGAAUCUCCAACCUCAUCCGAAUCUGAAACACCUGUGGUUGGAAGGAUACGCUGGCGUAAAAAUCUCUAGUUGGCUUGCCUCGCUUAGAAAUAUUGUCAGAAUCACGAUACGGGAUUGUCCUAAUUGCAAGUAUCUCCCAGCAUUGGAGCAUCUCCCAUUUCUCAAGUUUCUUCAACUUCAUAAAUUAGCAGCUCUGGAAUAUGUAGAAUAUGGGAUCACUACAGCUACUUCUUCAUCAGCUCCGACGAAAGCAUUCUUCCCAUCAUUACAGGAGCUCUGGCUUUAUGGAUUGCCUAAUUUCAAGGGUUGGCAGAGCAAGAAUCUGUUUAAUGAGACUGAUUCAAGUGAAGCAUCAUUAUCAGUUGGCCAUGAUCAAUAUCUACAACGCUUCUUUCCGUUUCUUACUCAAUUGACCAUUGAAAGGUGUUCUAAGCUAAAUUCGAUGCUGUUUUUUCCUCAUCUAGAGUCACUUCAUCUUAUUAAUUCCAGUAUUAUGGUAGCAGAAGCAUCACUGUUCUCUGAAUUGCCUCACUCCCUCUCCCCGUUUUCGACAAUACAGUUUCUCUGUAUCGAUAAAUGUGAAGAUCUUCUGUGCUUGCCAGAACGAGGAUUGCAGAAUCUGACUUCUCUGAAAACAUUACAACUCAAAAACUGCCCAAGAUUAACAUUUCUUUCUCCAGGAAUCAAUUGUCUCACUCAACUUUCAAGUCUGGAGAUAAUUAAUUGCAGCAUGCUAGAUUUGUUUGAUGAUGAGUUAAUUCAAUGGCAAGAACUUAAGAGCAUGUGUCGUUUGGUUUUUGAUUUUCUUCCGCGAUUGUUUUACCUGCCCGAUGGACUUCAGAAUGUUACUUCUCUGCAAGAACUCCGGAUUUCAAAUUGCUACAAUCUAGUAGCUUUGCCAGAGUGGCUGAUGAACUUCUCGUCGCUUCAGGAGGUUCAGAUUUCGGAUUGCACUAGUUUAAAGCCACUUCCAGAAGAAAUGAGCAAGUUUGUAACUUUAAAGAAACUGAAGAUUCCCAGUGGUCCCAGAGCAUCUCUGGUACAUGGCAAUUGUCAAAAGAAUACAGGCAAAGAUUUGCCUAGGAUUGUUUGCAUCAGUGAAUCCAAUGAAGAGCAGCAGAACAUUAACAAUCUUUAGUCUAC